This is a messenger RNA of Scomber japonicus (chub mackerel), 1035 nucleotides long. RefSeq names its product ankyrin repeat and SOCS box protein 9-like. Gene Ontology annotation, biological process: intracellular signal transduction; protein ubiquitination; positive regulation of protein catabolic process. NCBI's taxonomy places the organism in Eukaryota, Metazoa, Chordata, Actinopteri, Scombriformes, Scombridae. The transcript is spliced from 7 exons. The record is from RefSeq and is a predicted model, not a curated record. Bases 67 to 954 code for a protein of 295 amino acids. Gene Ontology annotation, molecular function: protein binding.
GCACAGUUCGGCCUCAAAUGCAGACUGAAGAGGCAUAAAACAGCUUUUGGAACAUCACUGUGAAAUAUGUCUGCUGGACAAAAAGAGACACUGCGGGACAGUGCAUGUCAAACUGGAUCUGUUAUUUUUUUCUCAAACCCUUUGAUGAGUGAUAGUGAAUCAGACUGGUCUCCGAUUCAUGAUGCUGCAUUUAAUGGACGUUUCCUGGCUCUGCAGAGACUUAUCGCUCAGGGUACAUGUGUAAAUCUGAGCACACUGGACCAGGUUUCUCCCCUCCAUGGAGCAUGUAUACAGGGCCAUGUAGCUUGUGCAAAGCUUCUGGUGGAAAAUGGGGCAAAUGUAAACAUUUCAACGGUGGAUGGACAAUCCCCCCUGUCAGAAGCUUGUGCCCGGGGCCAUAUGACCUGUGUAUCGCUGCUCCUUCAACAUGGAGCGACUCCCUUUGGGACCAACCAGUUCAAUUCCCCAAUCCACAUGGCUGCAGCCAAAGGUCAUCCAGAGUGCAUUGAGUCUCUUGUUCAGUAUGGUGCAGAUGUGGAUCAAUAUGUGGACCAAUCGGGCUCCCCUCUCCAUGCUGCCUGCUCCAAUCAGCAUCUGAGUAGUAUAAAGAAAUUGCUUCGACUUGGUGCUAGUGUGAACAGCAGUGUGUCUGGUGACUCGCCCCUGCACAUUGCUGCCCGUCUGUCAAACCCAGAGAUGGUGUCUGUCCUGCUUGACCACGGGGCGGAUCACUCCCUCAGGAACCUGGAGAGCAAACGGCCACUGGACCUCGCACCUCCCAACAGCCUGGCAGAGAGGCUGCUGAGACAAGCUGGAGGAAUAUCUCCUCUGAUACACUUGUGCCGGCUGUUCAUCAGGAAAACUGUGGGCAAGCAGAGACUAGGCCGGAUUCAUGACCUUCACCUCCCCACAAAAUUGAAAAAGUAUCUUCUCUACCAAUCAGACCUGAGAUGAGAUAUAAUGCACUGAAAUGACUGUCAACGCCAGAUUUAGUGCAUUUCACCCUGAGGCCAACAGGGGGUGGGCUUGGAUAAU